AUGGUGACGUUUGCGGAGCGCCCAUCUGUGGCGCCGCUGCGCAAGGCCAAGCGCAUCAAGUUUGGCAUUCUCAGCCCCGACGAGAUCAAGGCCGGUUCCGUGUGCGAGAUCACCACGCCAGAGCACCAGGAGAAUGGCGUACCAAAGCCUGGUGGCCUGAGUGACCCUCGCAUGGGCCCCAUUGAUCGCGACCUUCGCUGUGAGACGUGCCAUGGCACCGCCUCGGAAUGCCCGGGACACUUUGGCCACAUCGACCUGGCCAAGCCCGUCGUCCACGUUGGCAUGAUCAGCAAGAUUGUGCAGGUUCUUCGCUGCAUCUGCAAGUCGUGCUCAAAGCUGCUGGUUGACCUGUCGGAUGAUGAGGUGAAGGAGAUUCUGCGCCGCACGAAGAACGACCCCAAGAAGCGGCUCAAGGCCAUUGCCAAGAAGUGUGCUGGCCGCAAGGUGUGCGAGGCCGGAACAGGGAUGGACGACGACAGGCCAGACGACAUCCAGCUCAGCCCAGAGGAGGAGCUUGAGAAGCAGGGCCACUCGGGGUGCGGUGCCGAGCAGCCAAAGUCCGUGCGUCGCUCUACUGAGCCCGGGCAUACGCUCGAAAUCAUCAUGGAGACAAAGGACGACAACGGUCUUGUCACAGCGCGCACCAUGUCGACGGAAGAAAUUUACGAGCUUCUGCACAACAUCAGCCACGCCGAUGCCGAGGCGCUGGGCUUUGACCCCCAUCACACGCGCCCGGACUGGCUUAUGAUCACCUGCCUGCCCGUGCCCCCGCUCGCCGUGCGCCCUUCCGUGCAGAUGGGCAGCGGUGGCCGCAGCCACGAUGACCUCACCAACCAGUACGCAGAGAUUGUCAAGGCAAACAACGGCCUGCGCGAGAACGAGCAGAGCGGUGCGCCACGGCACGUGAUUGAGGAGAACGUGCUCUACCUCCAGUUCAAGGUGGCCACCCUCUUCGACAACAACCUCCCACACAUGCCCAUGUCCAUGCAGAAAUCUGGGCGCCCCAUCAAGGCCAUCUCGCAGCGCCUCAAGGGCAAAGAGGGCCGAAUCCGCGGGAACCUCAUGGGAAAGCGCGUCGACUUUAGCGCACGUACCGUCAUCAACCCAGACCCAAACCUCGAGAUUGACCAGGUUGGCGUGCCGACAUCCGUGGCGCUGACGCUGACAGUGCCGGAGCGGGUGACCAACUUCAACAUCAACACCAUGAAGCAGUAUGUUGACCGCGGCCCAAACCAGCAUCCGGGCGCCAAGUACAUCAUCCGCGAUGACGGGCAGCGCAUCGAUCUGCGGCACGCGCGCAACGCCAUGGAUCUCAACCUCCAGCCCGGGUACAUUGUUGAGCGGCAUCUCAAGGACGACGAUGUCAUCAUCUUCAACCGACAGCCAACCCUGCACAAGAUGUCCAUGAUGGGCCAUCGCGUCAAGGUUCUGCCGUGGUCAACCUUCCGCAUGAACCUCAGUGUCACCUCCCCGUACAACGCCGAUUUCGAUGGCGAUGAAAUGAACUUGCACGUGCCACAAUCCCUCGGCACCCGCGCGGAGGUCGAGGAGAUUAUGAUGGUGCAGCGGAACAUUUUGACGCCGCAGGCCAACCGGCCUGUGAUGGGUAUCAUCCAGGAUACGCUGACGGCCAUCCGCAAGCUCACGUUCCGCGACACAUUCAUCGAGAAGGACGACAUGAUGCAGCUGCUCAUGUGGUACCCCAACUGGGACGGCCGCCUGCCGGAGCCUGCGCUGCUCAAGCCAAAGGAGUUGUGGACCGGCAAGCAGCUCGUGUCCAUGGUGCUGCCGGACAAGAUCAACCUGGUGCAGUUUUACAGCCAGCACGACGGCUCCGUCGACACGCCGCGGGACAAGGACGGCAACGUGAUUGAGGCGGAGGACGCCACCCACAUCACCCAGCACGACACGCGCGUGCUGAUCCAGAACGGCAAGCUCAUCUCCGGCAUCCUGUGCAAGAAGACGAUGGGCGCGCGCGCCAACGGCGUCAUCCACGUCAUCAUGAUGGAGCACGGCCACGAGCGCGCCCGCCAGUUUUACGGCAACGUGCAGACGGUGGUCAACAACUGGCUCCUCAUCCACGGCCACAGCAUCGGCAUCGGCGACGCCAUUGCCGACACGCACACCUACGACACAAUUGACAGCGAGAAGGCGGCGGCCAACGAGAAGGUGAACGAGCUCAUCCAGGACGCGCAGCUGGACAAGAUUGAGCCGUCGCCCGGCCACACCAUCCGCCAGACGUUUGAGGCCAAGGUGAACAAGAACCUUAACCAGGUCAUCAAGAAGACGGGUGGCGCCGUGCAGAAGGCGCUCUCCGAGCACAACAACUUCAAGGCCAUGUCCACCGCCGGGUCCAAGGGCAGCGAGAUCAACAUCUCCCAGAUCAUCGCCUGCGUCUCGCAGCAGAACGUGGAGGGCAAGCGCAUCCCCUUUGGCUUUCGGCACCGCAGCCUGCCGCACUUUGUCAAGGACGACUACGGCCCGCACGCGUGCGGGUUUGUCUUCAGCUCCUACAUCCAAGGGCUCGAGCCGCACGAGUUUUUCUUUCACGCCAUGGGCGGGCGCGAGGGUCUGAUUGACACGGCCGUGAAGACGGCCGAGACCGGGUACAUCCAGCGGCGGCUGGUCAAGUCCAUGGAGGGCCUGCGCCUGGAGUACGACGGCACCGUGCGCAACUCCACGGGCGACCUGGUGCAGCUGCACUACGGCGAGGACGGCAUGGACGGCGCCCUCGUCGAGUCGCAGUCACUCACCCUCAAGCUCGACAACGCCACGUUUGAGAAACGCUUCCUCACCAACGUCGCCAACACCCGCUCCCUGCGGCGCUUCCUGACGGAGGACGUGGUGGACGACCUGGCCGCGUCGCAGGACGCCGCGCAGCAGCUGCUGGACGAGUACGAGCAGCUCAUCCGCGACCGCGACGAGCUGCGCAAGGUGCACGACCGCGGCAACGAGACGGUCGUCCUCCCCGUCAACCUGCACCGCCUGCUGUGGAACGCGCAGAAGCUGUUCCACAUUGACGGCACGCAGCCCUCGGACCUCAACCCGCUGUACGCGCUCACCUCCAUCAACGCGCUCACAAAAAAGCUGAUCGUGGUGCCGGGCGACGACCCCAUCAGCGUCGCCGCGCAGGAGUCGACCACGCUGCAGUUUUGCUGCCACUUGCGCUCCAUGCUGGCCACAAACCGCCUCAUCCACGAGCACCGCCUCACGCGCGAGGCGUUUGAGUGGGUGCUGGGCGAGAUUGAGCACAGGUUUGCGCAGUCGCAGGCGCAGCCCGCGGAGAUGGUGGGCCCGCUGGCGGCCCAGUGCCUCGGCGAGCCAACCACGCAGAUGACGCUCAACACGUUCCACCAGGCCGGUUACUCCGCCAAGAACGUCACGCUCGGCGUGCCGCGCCUCAAGGAGAUCAUCAACGUGUCUCGCAACCCCAAGACGCCAAGCAUGCUGCUGUUCCUGGACGAGCAGGCCAGCGACAACGAGACGCUCGCGCUGCGCUGCCUGUACGACCUCGAGUACACCCCACUCAGUGCCGUGGUGAAGAAGAGCAGCAUCUGCUUUGACCCGGACGAGCGCAACACCAUCAUCCAAGAGGACCUCGAGUUUCUGCAGGACUACUUUGACGACCCAGACUACCACCCCGAGGACCUGUCCCCCUGGGUGCUGCGGCUGGAGCUUGACUCGGUGCAGAUGACCCUGCGCGACGUGUCCUGCGACAUGAUUGAGGAGAAGAUUGAGUCGUACCUCGAGUCGACGGUCAAGUGCGUGUACACGACCAACGCCGCUGCCAAGCAGAAGGUGAUGCGCAUCCGCCUGACCAAGGUGGAGGAGAACGAGGAGGGCAUGGAGGACUUCAUGUCCGCGGACCGCCUGCUGCGCCUGGUGGAGGAGCGGCUGCUGAAGAACCUGCACCUCAAGGGCGUGGAGGAGAUCUCGCGCGGGUACAUCUCAAAGCCGGAGACCAAGGAGCCGGAGAAGCUCAAGCGCUACUAUGACGAGAACGGCACCUUCCAGAGUAAGUCUGGCUGGAUCAUCGAGACGGACGGCUCCAGCCUGGCCAAGGUGCUCUCGCACCCGCACGUCGACCCGGAAAACUCGUCCACCAACGACAUUGUGGAGGUGUUCCAGGUGUUUGGCAUUGAGGCGGCGCGCAAGGCCGUGGAGAACGAGAUUAUCAACGUCGUGACGUCUGGCGGCGCCAACGUCAACUACCGCCACCUGUCGCUGCUGUGCGACAUUAUGACGAACAAGGGCAGCCUGAUGGCCAUCACGCGCCACGGCAUCAACCGCCAGAGCACCGGCGCCCUGAUGCGAGCCUCCUUUGAGGAGACGGUCGACAUUCUGCUUGAGGCCGCGGCCCACGCAGAGACGGACACCAUGCGUGGCGUCUCGGAGAACAUCAUGCUGGGCAACCUCGCCCCGGUCGGCACGGGCUACUUUGACCUGUUUAUUGACCGCGACAUGCUGUCGCAGGCCAUCACGUUCCGCCCCACGGACCUGGUUGGCGACGACGACAUUCUCGGUGCAGAGGAAGGCGAUGACCUGGGCGAGGGCGCGGCAACGCCGUGGACCAGCGCCCGCACCCCAGCCCACUUUGCCGCGUCGCCCUCCAUCGUCGGCGGGCAGACCCCCAUCAUGGGCCAGUUCACCCCGGAUCACGCCUUUGACGGCACGCUGUCGCCCGGCCGCAGCCCCGUGGCGGACUCGCCAGGGUUUGGCGCCAUGUCGCCCUCGUACAACCCGGCGUCGCCACGCUACGCCCCGCAGUCGCCCGGGUACUCCCCGACGUCUCCCAGGGCCGACGCUGCAGCGUCGCCAAUGUACAGCCCAACGUCGCCCGGGUACUCCCCGACGUCGCCCAAGCCAGGCCAGUCGCCGACAUCGCCCUCGUACUCACCGACAUCACCAGGAUACUCGCCCACCUCCCCAUCUUUCUCCCCGACGUCCCCCUCUUACUCGCCCACGUCGCCCUCGUACAGCCCAACCUCGCCCAGCUACUCCCCCACAUCGCCGUCUUACUCUCCCACCUCCCCGUCCUACUCUCCCACCUCCCCGUCCUACUCCCCGACGUCGCCGUCCUACUCGCCAACGUCGCCGAGCUACUCACCCACGUCCCCCUCUUACUCGCCCACGUCGCCGUCGUACAGCCCAACCUCGCCCAGCUACUCCCCCACAUCGCCGUCUUACUCUCCCACCUCCCCGUCGUACUCCCCAACCUCCCCAAGCUACAGCCCCACAUCGCCAUCAUACAGCCCCACAUCACCAAGCUACUCGCCUACGUCUCCUUCAUACAGCCCCACAUCCCCGAGCUAUUCUCCCACGUCCCCGUCAUACUCGCCCACGUCGCCGAGCUACAGCCCCACGUCCCCAUCCUAUUCGCCCACGUCGCCCUCGUACAGCCCAACCUCGCCCAGCUACUCUCCCACAUCGCCGUCUUACUCCCCCACCUCCCCGUCCUACUCUCCCACAGCUCCUGGUGGCAGCAACAACAACCCCAGCCGUUAG
This is a messenger RNA of Salpingoeca rosetta, 5505 nucleotides long. RefSeq names its product polymerase II polypeptide A. The transcript has 8 exons. Gene Ontology annotation, cellular component: RNA polymerase II, core complex. Bases 1 to 5505 code for a protein of 1834 amino acids. Gene Ontology annotation, molecular function: DNA binding. NCBI's taxonomy places the organism in Eukaryota, Choanoflagellata, Craspedida, Salpingoecidae. The record is from RefSeq and is a predicted model, not a curated record. Gene Ontology annotation, biological process: transcription by RNA polymerase II.